This is a messenger RNA of Punctularia strigosozonata HHB-11173 SS5, 3340 nucleotides long. RefSeq lists its product as uncharacterized. The record is from RefSeq and is a predicted model, not a curated record. Gene Ontology annotation, molecular function: protein binding. The transcript has 7 exons. Lineage: Eukaryota; Fungi; Basidiomycota; Agaricomycetes; Corticiales; Punctulariaceae. Gene Ontology annotation, biological process: negative regulation of RNA catabolic process; regulatory ncRNA-mediated post-transcriptional gene silencing. Gene Ontology annotation, cellular component: catalytic step 2 spliceosome. Bases 1 to 3303 code for a protein of 1100 amino acids.
AUGGCCGCGCCGUCCUUCUCGUCCUUUCCACCUUCCUUUGGCUCGUUUACCGAUGCGGAUACAAGACAGCAACAUUCCCAGCAGAACAAAUCGGUACGCCGUAGCCAAUCGUCCACAGACGAGGUUCAAGCAACUACUGGUCCCGGCGAAUAUGUUCCCAAGGAGAAACGUCGGCAGCUUGAUGUCCAUCGUUCUAAGACCCGGGACAAGAAACAUCGAGGAAGAGAGCACGAACGGCAUGGAAGACUUGCUGAUGUGGAUACAGAGGACCACAUUCAGUCAUUGCGGCAGGACGCACUUGAAGGCAUCGAGCCGCGCACGCGACCUCUGUACAUCACAGACCGCAAAGGCGAUCCUUUGAAUGUGCAUUAUGGAGGUCUACAUGCAGGUGAUGUCCCGAAGUACCGGCUGUUAAACCAUGGAAGAACCAUCCUUGGGCUUGGUGACGCUUUCAAGGUGGUGCAUCGUGGACGGAAGGGCAUUGAAAUCGGCUUAGGGAAUCGUCGACGACAACCCGCUCUCACCGACAAGGCAACUCGUGAAUUGCUCAGUGCACCACCCGUUCGCAGCUACGCGGCAUUGUCAGGAUCCAAAUACAAGUACAACGAAAUCGACGGAUUUCUCCGCCUCCCCUCUUCUCGUGCAGCCUAUCACAACCAAGCCUACCGAUCGAUUGGCCGCGUUGAAGGCAGCCAUGAAUCUGAUAGCUCGUCUGAUGGUGACUCUCGCGAUUCCAGUGGCUCUCAGGAUGACUCAGGUUCCGAGGACGGCAUCCAUCUCAAUAGUCAUCAACUUGCAGUGAAGGCGGCCGAACAGAAGGUCUCGCAAGAUCCCUCCGAUUUGUCUGCGUGGUUCGACAUCCUCGCGUUCUCUCUGUCGACCAUCCCACCUCUGUCGAAGGACGCAACGAAAGCGCGGGCCGAGAUUACCAUCACCGUCUUGGACCGUGCUUUCAAGGCCUCCACAGAAAACAACCAUUCCGUCAGUCUGUGGCUCAGGUACAUUGCUGCUCACGAAGAACUGCUGGAGGCAGGAGAAGUCAACUAUGUGUGGGAGAAAGCAAUCCAAAAUGCAGGGAGAGGCGCGGACAAGGCGGACCUCUGGAUAGAAUGGCUGGAUUGGAGUAUAAGAAGAAGUGCACGCGGCAUGGACGGGAUCCUCGAGGCUGCAGUACGGGCAGUGAGGGCUUUGCAUCUGGAUGAAAUCGGUCGUUUGAGAGUAUUGUGGAGAGUGGCUGUGGCUUUCCGAGAUGCUGGCUUCUCUGAGCGAGCUACAGCAGUGUUUCAAGCGCAGGCAGAAUUAACAUUCGGCAUCCCGCAGUCUCUUUAUGGUCUACCUCUCGAACGCCAGCUUGGUGCUCUGGAAGAGUUUUGGGACUCGGAGCAUCCGCGCCUCGGCGACGAGGGUGCCCGAGGUUGGGCUGCUUGGGUCAGCGGAGGACGGCCCGAGCAUCGCGCCUUCGUGCAGACUGUACCACUUCCAGCACCGGACGUCACGACAUCCGACCCUUACGCUCGAUGGGCUACCGAGGAGUAUUUGAGUGACCAUCACUUGAACCUUCCCAAGCGUUCUGCUCACGAUACGAGCAAUGAUGCUGACCCCUACUCGGUCAUCAUGUUUUCGGAAGUACAACCGCUGCUCAGCCUGCUGACUACCCGGGAGGCCAAGUUGAUCUUCCGUUUGUGCUGGUUGUCCGACCUUGGAUUGCCUAUUCCAGGAUUAACGACUGCUAUGAGCCCCUCAUCGACUGAUGAUCGAUGGGCAAGCAGCUAUCUGGCAACCCCAUCACAUCUCUCCGCUAUAUUCCCACCUGCAACUAUGGCCAAGCGACGUAUCACAGCAGAUUCACAUGCCGGCGUUCUGGUAGGAAGAGAACGGGAAUACGCGUCGUGCGGACCUUGGUCGCCUGUUAAAUCAUGGGGGCGCGAUACGUUUGGUCCCCUUGAUAGCCUCGCUACCCGGCUCCGUGAAUCGGACAGGUCGAGGGAAGGGGGUCUCAGGUGGUGGUCGCUAGAAGACGUACAAGAUGUUGACGUGAAUUUGGUAAGACGAGUCUUCGAACAUUGCCGUUGCGGUCCACAUGACAUCGAAUGGGAUACUCUGGCACUUGCCUUCGAAGCGUGCAUCGACGUGAAGAGUGCCAUCAAACUUUCCAAAAGCUUAUUAGCUGACACGCCUGAUUCUGUGCAACGCUGGACUGUGCAUGCGCGGUUGGAACGCAUCCGUGGUCGCAUGGACGAUGCUCGCAAGGUUUACAAGGUUGUGCUGAGCGAAACCAAUGUCUCAGCGACAACACCUUAUGCCGUGCAACUUAUCUGGGAUUACGCUGAAGCGGAAUGGAUCAAUGGGGACAACGACGCGGCAAUGCAUGCCAUCUCUCGCGCUGUCGGUAUCAGAAGCUUUACCGGUGUCGGCCUACUCCGCACCAAACGCUCCUUGGAGGAAAUGGUUGACCAUGUACGAGAUGGACUAUGGAAAGACAGGGAAUCGUGGAUCAAGCUACAGGCUUUGUUGGAGUUGCUCACGUCCUCGCACAAAUCAGCCAUGGCGGUAUUUGAUGCCCACCUCUCGGAAACGGAGGGCACCGGAGAGGGUCGUCGUCGCGAGAGUUUGACAAUUGCGUCCCUUGUCAUGCUCUAUCACCACUCCAUCGUACUGCGGAACCCUAUGCCUCCCUCUAUCCUGCGUGAACGCCUCUACAGGGCCGUAGAAGCUUUUCCUGGAAACACGAUCAUUCUAGGCAUGUUCCUUGAGGCGGAGAAAGGGCAGGGGCUGUGGGGUCGCGUGCGUGGUGUGCUGGGGGAAACGGCGGUCAACGGCGUUGUCCAAGAGAAGGACGUGGCGCGGCGCGUGGCGGAGGUCUUGAUUGCCGGGUGGGAAAGGGGGCGAUGGGACGAAGAGAAGGAAAGAACCAGAGGUGGAUUGUCCGCAGCCGUGCAAAAUGUCCGAACGCGCGGAAGUGCUGUGAUAUGGAGGAUAUAUCUCGAGUUCGAGAUUCGCUGCGGCGAGUUCGUGCGAGCGAAGAACCUCCUGUACCGGGCGGUCGCCGAAUGCCCUCUCAAUAAACAACUGUAUUUACUGGCGUUUGGGCCUUUGCGCUCUACGUUCACUGCAGCGGAGUUGGACAGCCUCGUAGAAACGAUGGCCGAGCGCGGGUUGCGACUUCGCAGGGGUCUGGACGAGGUCGCUACAUCAUCACCGGCUGGGUCUGUACACUGGGCCCCCGCGUCACGGUCGGAAGACUAUGGCGAGGAGGAGAUCGAGGAGCGGGCGAGGGAGAUGCGACGGUUGCGUCCAUAUUGAGGCGAAUGUACUGACACUGAACACGGAACGGAUUAAU